Molecule: messenger RNA, 2067 nt
Organism: Lindgomyces ingoldianus
Lineage: Eukaryota; Fungi; Ascomycota; Dothideomycetes; Pleosporales; Lindgomycetaceae
Exons: 3
Coding region: 1-2067 (688 amino acids)
Source: RefSeq, a predicted model, not a curated record
AUGAAACGCCAAAACCCAUCAAUCCCUAGCGAGGGAAGGAAGAAGCAGCGUUGUCAAGAGCCUAACUCUAAAGCUUUAGCCCUUAAGGAGAUAGAGUCAGUUUCUGAGCAAGCAAAACCGUAUCAACUGGCUACAGCGAAAUUCCCGAUCGAUGCGCUCACCCCAGAAUGGACUGUCGGCGGAAACCGAUCCAUCAAUGAGGCGCACAAGCAGCGGCUUUGUGAGAUAUUCAGUGAACAAGGCCUUCUUCGAAGGGAUCCAGGUCAUCGACUUAGAAUAGCGUGCACCAAAGAGCAGGUGAAGAAGAUGCUAGAUCAUCUCAGCUGGAAGCAGGCGCAGGAUGGACAUGUUGCCGCUGCAAGAGAGGAUAUGCGGGGAGAGGAGUUCGAGUGGCCUUCAUUUGAAGAGUGGGAUAUGGUAGUGGGAGAGAAGGCCGAACUUAUGGCGGGUAAUCAUAGAGUAGAGGCUCUGAAGAAGCGCCUGCGGCUUUUAGGGUGUGGCAAUGAAGAGCGGUGGUGGAUUUGCGAUAUUUACGACAAAGACGCACUGCCACUGCAUCUGCGCAUCAAGCUUCGGGCCAACCGAGAAGAUUUGAUUCUGCCUGACAACCAUGGCCAGAUAUGGACGGAGUUGGCGACCUUGUCGUCUUCAGAUAACACACUCUUCCAAGGCCCAAAGACAGACGUAGAGCGGGAAAUGCUAGAACACCUUCGGCUAAGUGGUCCAGUCAAAUUUCCGGUGAGGCGACUGUGCACUCUAUGGAGGAAUCAGAAUUGGAAGCGAAUGAUUACAAGAUGGUGCGAAUUCUCGCUUGGUCAGGCAACAUUUAACAUUUCUACAUUUGAAUGGAUGGCGAGCUGCAGGAUAGACGAUGUAACAAUUAGAAUCGCACUAACACUAAGAGUACAACAGUUCUGGUUCACCACGUUCCACUCAGUAAUCGAUUCAAUAUCUCGAAUACGCAGUGAAUUCAGCAUUGACGUCCAGUCCAGUGACUGGAUUAAGUUGGCGAGUCUCCCGCAAAUACGAAAGCCUGCAGAUGUUCAACAACUGUUCUACCCUAACCUGGAAAACCAAAACAAACAAAAAGAUGUUACCCUCUGCCGGCAGCGAAACUUUUUCUUGACAGCUGGCGACGACGUAUACGAUAGGCUGUAUCGAUUUGUGCUUUCAACGCCAGACCUGGGCUUUGCGGACGUCCACUCUCUCCUUAAGACCACGAAGCAGGAGGGGAAGGUAAUGAGCAUUGUAAUGUCCCAUGUUGGCCAAUGGCUGAACCGUGAUCCUGCAAGAGUCGGCGAGCGUGACAACAACAAGCCUCUCCUACGCAAGGAUCUCCUGCCAGCUUUGCGGGAGAAGUGCGGCGAUGAUGCGGAGAAGCAGUCUAUAAAACUCCAGGAGCGUCUUUUGGGGUACGUCAGAGACAAAAUGAGCGAUUUCACCAGCCCAGCAAUGGAGCAUUACCUACACGAGUACCCAGACAAUACCAGGGAUGCUUAUGCUAAACGGUUCGAGCAUCAGGCAUGGAGAGACAUGUUGAUUCUUGUUGUUGAGUUGGCCGGCCCGCAUCUACAGCACGAAUGCCUGGUGCAGUUCAACACUAAGGAUCCUAGGGAGAUAAGCUCAAAACCUGCAUCCGCAAUUGCUCAGGCUGUUUGCAAAUCAAUCUCCUGUAUCCCAGAGGUAGCGCAAAACCCGGCGCUGAGAGAGAAAAGUGCAGCAGACGACUUGUGCAAGAUAAUGGAGCUAGUAAUCGCUAAGUGGGCUGCAAAGCAAUGCGCUGAAGCGUUAGAGUGUCACAGCAAAGAAUGGCAGCCAUCAACGGUUCGAUUAAUAGAGGCAGAACGUGCAAAGUACGAUGCGCUGCUGGAGGAAAUGCGCCCUGUGAGCCCUUUCUUCCCCAGCCCAUCGGUCUUUCAGUCGAUUGCUCUUAGCGAGGCCCAUGGUGGAAAUGAUGUGAUUUGCGAUAGCGGAUCAUGCACGCACGAGUCACAUAGGGAGCAUGCCACAACCCAAAGGAGCAAAGAUGGGGUGACUGCUAGCUCUUGCAAGACAGAGAAUUCUUAG